This is a messenger RNA of Papaver somniferum (opium poppy), 1344 nucleotides long. Its product is annotated as aspartic proteinase CDR1-like. Bases 1 to 1344 code for a protein of 447 amino acids. Gene Ontology annotation, biological process: proteolysis. Lineage: Eukaryota; Viridiplantae; Streptophyta; Magnoliopsida; Ranunculales; Papaveraceae. Gene Ontology annotation, cellular component: extracellular region. The transcript has a single exon. Gene Ontology annotation, molecular function: aspartic-type endopeptidase activity. The record is from RefSeq and is a predicted model, not a curated record.
AUGGCAACAGUUCAUCAUUUCUCUCUUCUCGUAAUUCUUUUCCUUUCAGUUUCAAUUUCUGUCCAUGGAAAUGGUUUUAGUAUUAACAUGAUCCAUCGCGAUUCUCCUGACUCACCUUUUUACAACCCAUUAGACACAUUCACUGAUCGAUUUCAAAAAGCCGUUCAUCGUUCUAUGCACCGUGCAAAUUACUUAUCAUCGGCUUUUUCUGCAGCUGGCGGGCCUGGCAACGGUCAUGACACUAUCAGAGCAAGUGUGAUUCCUAAUAAUGGUGAAUUUCUAUUGAAUAUUUCAUUAGGAACACCUCCUCGUCAAGUACUUGCUAUAAUGGAUACCGGUAGUGAUCUUACUUGGGUUCAAUGUAAACCUUGUUCACAAUGCUAUAAGCAAACUACUCCAAUCUUUGAUCCAAAAAAAUCAUCAACCUACACAAACGUUCCUUGUGCUUCACAAACUUGUGAAAGAUUUCACGAUGUCACUUGUCAAGGGAAGCUAUGCCAGUAUGGUGUUGCUUAUGGAGAUCAAUCUUACUCUGAAGGAAACCUUGCAUUUGAAACCUUAUCAUUUGAUUCAACAAGUGGUCGAUCCGUUAAACUUCCGAGAAUCGCAAUUGGUUGUGGUCAUAACAAUGCAGGAACCUUUAGCCACCAUGGGACUGGUAUAGUUGGUCUUGGUGGCGGUGGAUUUUCUUUAGUAUCUCAAUUAGGUUCAAGAAUUGAAUCAAAAUUCUCUUAUUGUCUAAUUCCUUUUGAUUCUAGCCGCUCCAGUAAGUUGAAUUUUGGUAGUCAUGCUGAGAUUACAGGAAGAGGUGUGGUUUCAACUCCAUUAAUCUCUUCAUCUGAUGAAACAAAACAAACUUUCCAUUAUUUGUCCCUUGAAGGUAUCAGUGUUAACGAAAACAAGGUUCCAUUCCAAAGCAGCAGCAUAGAGGUUAAUAACAAAGGCCGUCACCAGAAACAAGAAGUGGAAGGUAACAUUAUAAUCGAUUCCGGAACGACUUUAACUCUUCUACCGUCAACAAUGUAUACAGAGUUUGAAUCAGAGAUUAUGAAAGCGAUCGAUGCUGAGCCGAUUGCUGCUCCUGAAGGUUUAAGUUUAUGCUACGCAGACAGUCCGAGUUUGUCACUCCCCAACAUUACCGUUCAUUUUACAGAUGCAGACCUUGAACUCGAACCAAGAAAUGCUUUCGCUUUAGCUGCCGAUGGUGUUGUUUGCUUACUGUUCGUUCCUACUGAAUCUCAGGCCAUUUAUGGGAACAUUGCUCAGAUAAAUUUCCUUGUCGAAUAUGAUGUUGAGGGCAGGAAGGUUUCUUUCAAGAAAACUGAUUGCACCAAGCAAAGUUAG